AUGUUUGCUGUACAAAUAAAUAAUGAUUUAGGUGAACCACAGCCAUCAGCUCAACGAAUUUUUCGAAAAUCCGCUUUAGUGUAUACACUGAACGAAACGUUGCAUGAUGAUGCUGCUUUGGCAUACUUUAUUCAGUUUAUGGAAGGAAUUGGUCAGCUCAACUUAAUUAAAUUUUGGCUGCAUGCUGAAAGUUUUCGAUGUUCGGCACUUGCAGCGACGAAUAAUGACGGGGCCUUGAUCACAAUGAUCAAAAAUGAUGCGGUUCAUAUUUAUUCGAAAUAUAUAAGUGAAGAUGCAUCCUGUUCAAUCAACAUCACUGACCAACUGCGGAAAAUAGUACUGGAGCGGAUAAAUAUUAAAAAUGGAUCAUUCGAUCCCUGUUGCUUUUCUGAUGCACAAACAUUUGUUUUGAAAGUUAUGGAAAAUCGGUACUUUAAAGAAUUUGAAAAUAGUGUAUAUUAUGCUAAGCAUCAUAUAGACGUUAUUAGCAGUGGAACACUUACGAUACAUGAUAUUAUGUUAUGCCAGCCACUUCUAUGCGCAUUUGUGGAGUAUAUGGAAAAUGAAGACGAGAGAAAAUUAGUAGAAUUUAUUAUUUCUGCUGAGAGUUUUGCUGAACAAUUACCGCUAACACAAAGCGACGAGCAGGCAGUUGAAGAUGCUAUGAUUAUCUAUAACAGAUAUUUUUCAAUGCAAGCAACAGAACCUUUGAAAUUUGAUUCGAAAACGCGGAUUCAAAUUGAAAGCGACAUUUGUUUAGGAAAUGGAAGACCUUCUUCGAGCUGUUUCGAAACAGCACGACUUAUGGCUUUGCGCAUUCUGGAACAAAAUUAUCUGAAACGUUUUUCUGCAUCGCCAGCAUUCGUAAAAUAUCUGCAAAAGCUGAUGGCUCAGGUUGAAAACAGUGUCGAACUGCCGAAUCAAAAUAUGAGAAAGCGAACACCUGGAACCAGUUCGGAUCAGUCGUCAGAUACAAGUACACCAUCAUCAUUAUUUGAUAAAAUAACAUAUCGUAAUUUGACUCAUCUUGAUCCGUCACUUUCUGCUGCAUUGUUACCACUGAAUAGGGAAGAAUGUGAGAAAGCUUCUCAACCGGAUAGUUCAAAUUUUUGUGGCACGAAUAUUCUUCGUAUUGGACGGUCGAGAGCGAACGUGUCAUUAGCUACAGUUGACGAUAUGGGCCGCUACCGACCGAUGUAUGAUAAUAGUUACAGUAUGUCUGAAAAUAAGGGAAAUACUCGGCAAAAACUUAAAAGCAAACUUGACAAGUAUUUGCAUUACUCUAUGAAAAAGGAAGCAGAAGUAGCGGACCAAGUGGCGCAACUUAUCGUUGCUGAUGUGCAUAACAUGGUUUCUGCAGGUAGUUCGAUAAGGCUUCCUGAUUCUUAG
This is a messenger RNA of Cercopithifilaria johnstoni, 1389 nucleotides long. NCBI's taxonomy places the organism in Eukaryota, Metazoa, Nematoda, Chromadorea, Rhabditida, Onchocercidae. The record is from the annotation of a GenBank genome assembly.